AUGACAUGGAUUAGAGUUAGUGUUCUAUAUUGUUAUAUACCAUUGAUCACUGUUUGUUUACUUGCUCGUACAGUGCCUGAUAAUAUAACAGAAGCUAUUACACUUGCUACACAAUCAGAUACAUCAACGACUACUACUACUAAAAGUGUCGUUCAAUCGACAUGUAUUGAAGACGAAUGUAAUCCACGUUUAUUAUCACAUUUAGAAGUUCAUAAUUAUGAAUUAGAAUAUAUCUAUGCGAAUAUCAAUCACACUCUAGUUCAAGGAUAUGUUACAAUUAAUUUUACGUUGAAACAACCAAUUAAACAACUGAUUUAUCAUGCAAAAUUCAUGGUUCAACUUGAUGAACCAGCACUAUUUGAAGAUGGUGUUAAUCGUCUUGUUGCAAUGCGAACUUAUCCAACCAACGAUUAUAUUAGUCUACGUCGUAUGUCAGACAACUCUUCGUUUGCACCAAAUCGAUACAUUUUAAAACAAAAAUUUGUUGUCAGUUUAAUUUAUGGUAAUAUAGGUUUUUAUCAAAGCUUGUAUAACGAUGGUAAUGGAACAAUACGAAAAUUAUUAGCAUCAAAAUUUCAACCGACCGAUGCUAGAAAAGCGUUUCCUUGUUUCGAUGAACCACAACUCAAAGCAACCUUUAAAAUUAGUAUUGUCCAUCCGCUGGAUACUAUUGCCAUUGCAAAUUUUCCCAGCAUUGAAGAAACAAUCGAAAAUGGUUUACGUCGAACAAAAUUUACUGAAACAUUUCGUAUGAGUACUUAUCUUGCUGCUUGGGCUGUUCUUCCAGAUACGUAUGGGCAACAUGCCAGCGAACAGGAAGAACCAAAAAUAACUAUAUGGACACGUCGUGAACCUAUAGAGAAUGGUCAUACUGCAUUAGCACUUGAAAUAGCUUUGAAUUCUGUCGCAUUUUUUACUGAUUAUUUUAAUACGUCUGAACCUGUCACACCUAAAAUUGAUCUCCUGGCUGUACCCGAUUUUGCAUCGGGUGCCAUGGAAAAUUGGGGUUUAGUAUCAUUUCGUGAAGAUCGACUAAUGUUUAAUGAAAAAAUUGCAUCUAUAAUUCAAAAACAACAAUUAGCAGAAACAAUGGCACAUGAAAUUGCUCAUUUUUGGUUUGGUAAUUAUGUUACAUGUAAAUGGUGGGAUGAUUUAUGGUUAAAUGAAGCUAUGGCUACUUGGCUUUCAUAUAAACCAUUUUCAGUUAAAUAUCCAGAUUGGAAUAUGGAAUUACAAGCAUUAACUGAAGAAGUCAUGCCUGUUAUGUGGGAUGAUGCAAAACCAUCGUCGCAUCCAAUUAUUGUUGCAAAUGUUACAACUGCUGCUGAUAUAACAAGUUUAUUUGAUUCAAUAACAUAUUCGAAAGGUGCAAGUAUAUUACGUAUGUUAGAAAGAAUCGUUGGUUCAAAUACAUUUCGUGAUGGACUAAGAGAUUAUUUAAAAGUAAAUGCAUUUGAUAUUGGUGAUCCAACUAUAUUUUAUAAUAAAUUAUUUACAAAUGUUAGUGGAGAGAAAUUUAUGAAAAAUUGGCUUGAAGAAAUGAAUUAUCCGAUUUUAAAUGUUCAUUUAAACGUUAAUAAUAAUGGUACAUAUGUUACAUUUAAUCAAUCGCGUUUUAUUAUUUCAAAUGCUCUUGAUUCAUCAAAUCUAACAAGUGAUUACCGAUGGAUGAUUAGUGUUCAAUGUAUUUUAGGUGGUAAUAGUUCUGAUGCUGAUAUAACAGCUAAUCUAGAUGAUGAUACAAUCGAUUUUAUUCUUGAGACAGAAAGAGAAACUCAAUAUUUACCAGGCAAAUUUUAUACAUGGAUAAAAUGUAAUCGAAACUUUCAAGGUUUUUACGUCACAAAAUAUACAUCAGAUUUAUCAACAGCAUCAAUGUGGCAACAUUUUUCAUCUAUAUUAGAAGCACAGCCGAAAUUAUUUUCCGAUGAAGAUAAAGUGAAUUUACUUCAGGAUGCAUUUUUACUUGCUUAUAAAGGUUUAAUCGAUUACAUUGAACCAUUACGUAUACUAACUUCAUUAGUAAAAGUGAAUAGUAAUCAAUUUGUUAUAUGGCGUACUUUCCAAUGGCAUUGGGAUUUAGUAACUGAUUUAAUUGAACAUUUACCAAAUACAUGGACAAAAUUUAAAGAUUUUGCAAUUCAACAAAUCUUAUCAUCGGGCAUCACAGUAGAUGAUAUUCUGCAAAUAAACUCAACAGAUGAUCAUAACUCAAAAUUAUUAAAAGGCUUACAAUUUUCAUUUCUUUGUCGAAUGGAUCAUAAAGAGGCUAUUGAAAAAGCGAGCGCAUUAUUCAGAUCGAUACCUGUCGAAUAUUUUAAUGAUAGUAAUGUAGAUAUCAAUGUUGGUGCAGAUUUCUUAUCAGCAGUUUAUAUAUGUCACUUAAAGAAUGACGAUAAUGAAACUGAUUGGAAAAUGAUGUAUAAUUAUUACAAAACAGCAGUAUCACCACAAGAACAAACACGUGCUCUUGUUGCAAUUAGUUCAACUAAUAAUAAAGAUCGAUUAAAUCAAUUACUUUAUGAAGGAUUAAAUACUGGUCCAAACACAAUAAAAAGACAAGACUUUUUUGCUAUGAUAGCUUACAUGAGUCAUACUCUAGUCGGACGAGAAACAGCGUGGACAUUUUAUAAAAAUAACUUUCGAAAACUUGUGAGUAUUUAUACACUUGAAAAUCGUCGAUUAGGUACAGCUAUUCAUUCAAUAGCACGUUCAUUUGAAAAUGAAUCAUAUCUUGAAGAAAUGAAUCAAUUGUUUGAACUUUAUCCAAAUGCUGGUGCUGGAGCAUCACCACGUAAACAAGCGAUUGAUCAAGUAAAUAUGAAUAUUGAAUGGAUCAAAACAAGAGAACAAAAUCUAGUCAAUGCACUGGAAACAAUAUCUUCAUAA
Rotaria socialis is the source of this 2889-nucleotide messenger RNA. The record is from the annotation of a GenBank genome assembly. Lineage: Eukaryota; Metazoa; Rotifera; Eurotatoria; Philodinida; Philodinidae.